AUGUCCUUCGGUCGGCCACCAUCCAUCUCAGGCGGUUUUUCCAACUCUGCACCCGACCGAGGCUCCUUCCCGCUCGAUCACUAUGGGGAGUGCAAGCAGUAUAUGCAGUCGUAUCUUGACUGUCUGCGCAAGAACACUAACAACUCUACUCCCUGCCGGCAUCUGAACAAGGACUACCUCGAGUGUCGCAUGGCUCGUGGCCUGAUGGACCGUGAUGACUGGAGUAACCUGGGUCUGAACGGUGUCAGAGGCGCAGCAGAGAGUAGUAACAGUGUCGUGAAAGACAACCCGAAGGACAAGCCAAACGUCUGA
This is a messenger RNA of Trametes versicolor FP-101664 SS1, 312 nucleotides long. RefSeq lists its product as uncharacterized. The transcript has 4 exons. Gene Ontology annotation, cellular component: mitochondrial intermembrane space. Gene Ontology annotation, biological process: mitochondrial respiratory chain complex IV assembly. Bases 1 to 312 code for a protein of 103 amino acids. The record is from RefSeq and is a predicted model, not a curated record. NCBI's taxonomy places the organism in Eukaryota, Fungi, Basidiomycota, Agaricomycetes, Polyporales, Polyporaceae.